Messenger RNA from Scheffersomyces stipitis CBS 6054, 2159 nucleotides. RefSeq lists its product as uncharacterized. NCBI's taxonomy places the organism in Eukaryota, Fungi, Ascomycota, Pichiomycetes, Serinales, Debaryomycetaceae. Bases 1 to 2043 code for a protein of 680 amino acids. The transcript has a single exon. Gene Ontology annotation, cellular component: ribonucleoprotein complex. The record is from RefSeq and is a predicted model, not a curated record. Gene Ontology annotation, molecular function: RNA binding.
AUGAGUGUUUCCCCUUCUGCCUCCACUAUUUCCAGUCCAGCCUCCUCGUUCCUGUCACCCUCACCUACUACCUUAUCGAGAAUGUCAACAAACGCCGCUCAUGGUGGGUUGAUCGGAGCUCUUAACGAAUGCUUGUUCAACUCCGCCAAUACUAACAUCAACUUUUGCAAUUUCCCACUCAUAAUAACGGUGGCCCAUAAUGAUGACAAUUUCGCCCAAUUGGUGGAAACAAUCGAGGAAGUGGGAAACUUGACUCACACCGUACGUAGCAACCCUACCAAGCAUGUACAAGUCUCAUUAUUGAACUGUAAGCGGUCUGCUGUCGACGCCUUAGUUUAUAGAUUGCACGAAUUGAACUACGACUUUUCCUUUGACUACUCAAAAUUCAUCUCUCACCCGGGUAUCUUGUUCAUCAAGAAUUUGUCGAGCGAAUUGGUAUUUGAUAAUGCCGUAGACUCAACAGUAACCAUUACGCACGAGGAAUAUUCCCCCGAUUCUUUGUUCGACUUCUUACAAAAGGAAAGUUAUUUCAAGAGCUUGAAGGAAGUGAAAUUGUUCCGCAACGAAAAUUCUAGCAGUGCUUUCGCCAUAGUUAAAUUUGACAAUUAUCUCGAUGUUGACGUCUUGAUAGAAAAGUUGCACAAGUCUACCCCCAAUGCAUUCAAUACAAAUUCUACUAUUCCUUUGUUCUUCAAUAGAUAUUUGAAUAAGAGAGAACGGUACACCGCACCUCCUUCCAACGGUGCUCCACUUGCUUCAUCAUCGCCAACUUCUACUAGUGCCAUCUACACUACGUCUGGCGACCAUAAACUGGCUGAAAAUUUCGAUACCAUUACUAUUGAAAACUUACAGGCUUUUUUUCCCAAAGACUUGACCAGCUUGGACUUUUAUCAAUUCGUAGGAAAAUUCAAGGAAUUCGGCAAUGACAUCGAGUCUAUCUAUUUUCCAAUAGUGGGCACGAGUUCUAGAAGUCAUCAGCCGGUAGAGUUGCAAGAAAAUUCUCCCACGCCCUUAAAGUGCUUGGAUUAUGGUUACGUUCAAUUUAAGUCGUCUCAGAACUUAAUGGAAAAUACUUUACGUAUUCUUUACUAUCUUAACAAUUUGACCUGGGACGAAUUUAAUGAACUCGAUACAGCAGCAUUAAAACCGUUAUUGUCGUCCGACGAUAGGCCUGAAGAUAACGGACAGCUGGAUACUAACGCUGUUAAGGUCACCAUAGCACAACAUAAACAUAACCAUUAUUUGUACAACAACGCAAACAACUUCUAUUUAUCAUGGAGUGCAGAAAAUAAUGUUGCCAUCAGUUAUCCUAAUCCAGUAUUAAUUAUCAAUCAAUACACCAAGCAGAACAAUUUCCAGGAGACUAACAUAUAUGUUAAUAACCUUCCUGUGGUAUUUAACAAUGAUGACACCCUUUGGGAACUAUUCUGGGAACAAUUUGGAAAGAUCAAGUCUGCCAAAAUUAUCAAGCCAGAAUAUUACUCGAUUGAUAAUGAAGGUAAAUCCUGUAAGAGUGGCAGGAUUGGGUUUGUCUUCUAUGAAUCGUUUCAAAUGGCGACUAGGGCUAUCUUAUUGACCAACAAUAAAUUAGUGAAUAUGAAUGGCACAUCACAUCCUAUUUUGAUUCUGUCUUCAUUUGCCAUCCAGAAAUCCCAUGGAAAAUCACCAAGUUACCCUGCACAAAUUCCAAUAAUGCCCAGUCAUAGUCCUAUCUCAUUGCAUAAUAUUUCUAUUCCCCAAUCCAUCCCUAUUCCUCCUGAGGGACGUGGGAGUCAUAAACAUGUAGUUCCAGUCUAUGCUCCAUACGUGAUGGUUCCUCAGGUUCCGUACUACAACCCCUACUAUUAUGCACCUCAGGUUGCAGCACUGUAUCCGCACAGUGCUUAUUCUUCAUAUCCUAGCGGCAACAUUAAUAGCAACAGUAAUCGUAGAAAGGAACGGUCUCGUUCUAACGAACACUCAGGAGAAAGCUACUAUUCAUAUGAGCAUCGGACGUACCAGGGAUACCGCUACGAGGACUCGUACGACGGAAAAAAUCACUGAGAUCGAUUCUUCAGCGCCGCUACUAGCUUACACUCUUUUCUUUAUUCUAGACGAUUGAAUGACACUUCUUGUAUAUAUUAAAUGUGUUAAUAGAGCAAAUUUUGUUGAGUUUUUUU